This is a messenger RNA of Xenopus tropicalis (tropical clawed frog), 1280 nucleotides long. It is a transcript of the gene mrps22, whose product is annotated as mitochondrial ribosomal protein S22. The record is from RefSeq and is a predicted model, not a curated record. Lineage: Eukaryota; Metazoa; Chordata; Amphibia; Anura; Pipidae. The transcript has 8 exons. Bases 70 to 1050 code for a protein of 326 amino acids.
ACGGAGGACUACAUUUCCCGGUGUGCUUUGCGCCGAGUGGCGGAAGUAGAUUAGCAAGAGGUCGCGGACAUGGCGGCACGCAUGGGAUGGUUACUGAGACAGCGGCUAUGGAAGGAGACAGUGACCGCCAGGAGAACAUUACGAGUAGGAGUUCCAUGUUCCUCUGCAUCCAGCCUCCCUCAGUUCACAGAUCCAGAAGUACAGAGUCUGUUGAAAAAAAUGACUGGGCUGAAUUUGGAAAAAGUCUUCCCGCCAAUUAAACAGAAGCUGAAGCCACCCUCAUACAAGCUGUUAACUGAAGAACAGUAUCAAGAGACUGUACAGAAAGCUGCUUUGGCUGCUGAGAAAUGCCUUAAGAUGCCACCAGUGCUGAAUGAGAGGAAACCCAUUGACAGCAUUUUGGCAGAAGAUACAAUUCUGUGUGAUGUAGAGACUGCUAAAUAUGUUUUCACAGAUAUUACAUACAGCACCCCUCACCGCGAACGAUUCAUAGUGGUAAGAGAGCCAAAUGGUGUCCUUCGGAAGGCCACGUGGGAGGAGAGAGACCGAAUGAUCCAGGUUUACUUCCCUCAUGAAGGCCGCAAGCUAGUUCCUCCCCCUGUCUUUCAGGCAGAAAACAUGCAGAUAUUGUUCAAACAGGAUAGACACGAGGAACUUCUGAACCGAUGUCUGGUCCAAUUUGAUCCCGAUUCUGCUGAGUAUAUCAGAGUGCAUCACCACACAUAUGAGGAUGUUGAACUGCAUGGCAAAUAUGAUUUAUUGCGCUCCACCAGACAUUUUGGAGGCAUGGCUUGGUAUCUGUGUUGCCGAAAGAAAAUAGAUGGGCUUCUCAUAGACAUGAUCCAAAGAGACAUGUUGGAUGAUGCCAUAAAUUUGGUGCGACUGUAUCACAUGUUGCACCCAGACUCUGAGUGUGCAAAAGAGUCCAGGGGAGCUGAUGGGGUUGAGCUGAUUAAGAUCUAUGUGAAGAUGGAGUCUCAGAAACCCAGAUACAUAGAACUGGCUCUGCAAGCGUAUCAGCAAUCUCUGAGUGGCGCAGCCUCAUCCUGAUUGUGAAAUAGUGACUCAUAUUGAUUCCCACAACACUCUUUGUCACGACCAAAGGGCCAAGUUCUUCCAAUUGUGCAUUCUUUCUAAAAGGAAAGGCAAUGGCAGAUUGUAUGUGUAAGGGGAAGAAGCUGCUGUAUAAUAAUGUGUAUUAUAAACAAUAUCCAAGCUUACCUUGUCUUUAAUUUUGUGUCUAAAGAUACUUAUUAAACUCAGCUGCUUAUUGCUGCUAU